Coffea eugenioides is the source of this 1051-nucleotide messenger RNA. Its product is annotated as VQ motif-containing protein 4-like. The coding region runs from base 215 to 910 and encodes 231 amino acids. The transcript has a single exon. Lineage: Eukaryota; Viridiplantae; Streptophyta; Magnoliopsida; Gentianales; Rubiaceae. The record is from RefSeq and is a predicted model, not a curated record.
UCUUAGACCUCAAGUGCACAACAAAACAAAAGCAAAUAAGCAAUCCCAUUCUUGCCGAAGCCUUGUUUUUCACUCAUUCAUCUCUUCUUCUCCACCCAAACCAACCUCAAAGAGUUUCUCUUCUCAUCUUCUCCUCUCUCCCCUUUUAGCCUUUUCUUUAUUUUUUGGCUCUCCGGAGUCCAGAAGAGGGUUGUGAUAGUUUUCGCCAUAUUCAAUGGAAAGUGCCUCUAAACCUCAAGACAGAGAGAACCCUUCUCCCACUAACUCCCCAAACAGCAAUGGGAGUUGCACCAACAGCAAUGGAUCACUCCAAGUCCCGACUCCUCCAGUCACCCCAAAACCUGUUUCUAGAUCUGAACCCAAUCCAUAUCCUACGACUUUUGUUCAAGCGGACACCACAACAUUCAAGCAAGUAGUUCAGAUGCUGACCGGAUCAUCAGAGACUGCUAAACAAGCCUCAAAACCAGAUCCGCUUCCCACCACCACCAAUACAACCGCCACCAACAGAGGCUGCAGCAUCCCCCCUAUCAGGACGGGGCAGAAGAAACAAGGGUUUAAGCUUUAUGAAAGAAGGAAUUCGCUCAAGAAUGGCCUCAUGAUCAGCCCUCUGAUCUCUGGUUUUCCUCAAAAUAAUCCCACAAGCUUUUCCCCGCGAAAGCCUGAGAUCUUGUCCCCAAGUAUUCUUGAUUUUCCCUCGCUUGUUCUCAGCCCCGUCACACCCUUGAAUGAAGACCCCUUUAACAAGUCUUCUCCUUCAAUGGGAAAUUCAUCGGAAGAGGAAAAAGCCAUAGCUGAAAAGAAAUUUUAUUUGCAUCCAUCUCCAAGAACAACUACUAGAGAUUCUGAACCACCCCAGUUGUUGCCCCUGUUUCCUGUCACUUCACCUCGAGUAUCAGGCUCUUCUUCUUGAACAAUAUCGUUGAAAAUGGUUAGGGGUGUAAAGAAACAGGUAGACAGAGAUCGACCAUUGCUUCCAAAUGUACAAUUUGAUCUCUCUUCUUCCAUUGUCUCGAGACAAGAAAGGAAAGGCACCUCAUUUUCGUUGCUUUCA